Acanthaster planci (crown-of-thorns starfish) is the source of this 1837-nucleotide messenger RNA. RefSeq lists its product as uncharacterized. The record is from RefSeq and is a predicted model, not a curated record. Gene Ontology annotation, molecular function: protein binding; serine-type endopeptidase activity; calcium ion binding. Gene Ontology annotation, biological process: proteolysis. Lineage: Eukaryota; Metazoa; Echinodermata; Asteroidea; Valvatida; Acanthasteridae.
CGACUCAGUCCUUAUAAAUUCCCCGUCCUAUCCAAACUACUACACAAACAAUCUGGACCUCAUGUGGAUUGUCGAAACGGUGGACUAUCGACAGAUUCUCAUCGAUUUCAUUGCUUUCAACACGGAGAGUUGUUGUGACCAUCUAAGAGGUGGGGAUGGGGAGGAUUUUUCCAAUUCCUCUACAACUCUCUUCCGCUGGAGUGGAAGCAGUCUACCACCUCGUGUGUCGUCCAACGGGAACGUCAUGUGGCUGAGAUUUACGUCAGAUUUUAGUGUCACCAGAAGUGGGUUUCUCUUGUCGGCUCGAAGCGUCUCGUCAAAUGAAACGAACUGUGCUGAGGGAGAAUUGAACUGCGGGGCUUAUUGUAUCAAUGACAACCUGCGGUGUAACUAUCAAGAUGACUGUGUCGAUGGUAGAGAUGAGGAAGAAUGCGGUUGUGUGAUCAACCCGUGUCUAAACAACGGGACCUGUAUCCCUAUUGGAAGGUAUGGCCUCAGCUGCAUAUGUCCCACCGGCUUUCAAGGCACCAGGUGUGAAACAGUAAUAGUGAGCAUCUCCCUCGGGGCCAGCGAAACCGUUGAAGUCAGGUCGCCAGGCUACCCGGGCAGCUUUCCAAGAGGAGGAUAUAUCAACUGGAUCAUCAGGACGGAGGAAGACAGGAAGAUUCUCGUUUCAUUUGGCAAUCUCACCACUGAGUACUACGACAAUUGGAGGAUCGGGAAUGGAGAUGUUAUCAGUCAGUCUACCCUUCUGUCGUGGAGAUACCGACAGCGUCAUCUACCGAUUCUCCUUUCGAAUGGAAGUGCCAUCUGGAUUUCCUUUUUGUUUUCGUCCUCUUAUCGAACAAGAGAAAAAUUUUCCUUUGUUGCGUCUUCUGUGCCAUCCGCAGAAACUUUGACCUGUUCUGUUGAUGAAUUUGAUUGUGGAAAUUCCGUUUGCAUCAGCGGUCUCUUACAAUGUGAUAGGAAUUAUGACUGCAUCGAUAACAGCGACGAAAAUUCCUGUGGUAAAUAUAUUUCGAAAGAGUUUUNGUGGAGAUACCGACGGCGUCAACUACCGGUUCUCCUUUCAAAUGGAAGUGCCAUCUGGAUUUCGUUUUUGUUUUCUUCGUCCUAUCAAACAAGACAAGGAUUUUCCUUUGUUGCGUCUUCUGUGCCAUCCGCAGAAACACUGACUUGUUCUGGUGAUAAAUUCGAUUGUGGAAAUUCUGUUUGCAUCAGCGGUCUCUUAAAAUGUGACAGGACUUAUGACUGCAUCGAUAACAGAGACGAAGAUUCCUGUGGUUGUGUAUUCAACUCGUGUCUGAAUAACGGAAAAUUUGAAGGUUUAAGGUGUGAAACAGCAAAUAUGAACAUCUCUCUCGGGACCAGCGAAACCGUUGAAGUCAGGUCGCCAGGUUACCCGGGCAGCUUUCCAAGAGGAGUAUAUAUCAACUGGAUCAUCAGGACGGAGGAAGACAGGAAGAUUCUCAUUUCGUUUGGCAAUCUCACCACUGAGUACUACGACAAUUGGAGGAUCGGGAAUGGAGAUGUUAUCAGUCAGUCUACCCUUCUGUCAUGGACAUACCGUCGGAGUCAACUACCAGUUCUUCUUUCGAAUGGAAAUGCCAUCUGGAUUUCCUUUUCGUUUUCGUCCUCUUAUCGAACAAGAGAAGGAUUUUCCUUUGUUGCGUCUUCUGUGCCAUCCACAGAAACUUUUACCUGUUCUGUUGAUGAAUUCGAUUGUGGAAAUUCCGUUUGCAUCAGCGGUCUCUUACAAUGUGAUAGGAGUUAUGACUGCAUCGAUAACAGCGAUGAAAAUUCCUGUGGUAAAUAUAUUUCGAUAGUAUUUACUUAA